AGUAGGUUAGGUGGCAACACUGAUUGUCAGUAUUGUGAUUUGUUGCUGAGGAAAGACUACGUGGUGAGCAACCAGAGCAGAAUGGUAACCAUUUGCAAUGCUUGAAAUAAUUCGAUUAUAAAUAUUCCUGCCCUUCUCGGUGUGGAUAACUGAGGAUCAAACCUGAUAAGAAAAAAAUGAUUUUAACCUUGUACUACAUGUAUGCGACUUUACUUCAAUGGCGGAAGCUCGGAGCCCUGAAGAAUAAGUUGAGCGGGACUCUAAACAGCAAUAACUCUUUGCUAGUAUGCGACGAGUCCGUUAUUUUUGAUACUAGACGAACUAGAAGCAUUGAAAAUUUGCUGUUUAGACAGGAUAAUCGGAUUGGCGUCACUGUUGUACCUAAGCAAAGAAUAAACUUAUCUUCGCAUUGGCUGUACUUUCCAAAAGAUUCGAGAUAUUUUCCGAUAUUUUUUAAGCCGAAUAGAGCACCAAUAUACAGUCCUAAACUAUACGUUUUGGUCCAGGCUGUUUUGGAGGCUUACAAGAAACAUGAUGCUGAAAUAUUGCCGAUAGAAAACUUCGGAGAAUUAGUUGCAUGGAAAGUGACAGACCAUUUCGAAGCCAUCCUAAAGACAGAUAUGGACAAACUAGCCAAGUUGAUACAUUGCUUUUCGCAAUCUGAUUGCGACAUUAAUCACGAAUUGCAACUUGUAAAAAUUGAAACAAUUGAAGUAGAUGGCAUCGCAAAAAGAAUAAUCUACGACAGACAGUUCUCUACCGAGGCUACACAGAAAUAUUCCCUGGCUCCUGUGCAUUGGCAGAAUUUUGUUACAAACGUAAAGGAUUUAUAUUCUAAGAUUCGAGACGCUACUAAUCCAAAAAUUACCAUUGAUAACGGCACUCCGAAACCAGAAGAGGUGAAAAUUGUCCCAGUUUCGGAAGUAAAACCGAUCAAAAAAGAUAAAAAGUUAACUGAAGAGAAAAACACUCUUGACGUCAAUUGCUCGGAUUAUAGACGACAUAGGAGUACAGAGCACAAUCGAGAGCAUCGAACACGAGAGCACAGAAGACAUAAAUCUAAGGACGAAUUGGACUCGUCACGUCACUACAAACCCGAAAAAGACAAAGAAGAGAAAACUGAACCAAAUGGAAAUAUAGAACAAGAAUUAGACUAUCUUCCAGCAGAUGAAAAUAUGCAAACUGUCACAGAUGCAACUAAGCAAAAUGCAGACCCGACCGAGGCUAAAAAUGACGGGUCGAGCAGAGAAAAAAAGCCUGCCCAAAGACACAAGGACAAACAUAAACAUAAAAAGAGCGAUGCUGAAUCUCAACCCAGCACAAGUCAUGUUGUGAAAAGCUCAGAUAAAUUAAAAAAAGGUGGUCGAACAUCGAGCAAAGAGAAGAAACUUAUCAGAGGUAGAGCUACUUGCGAUGAACCAAUUGAAGUAACUGCAGAAGGCGAUUCAAAUGAGUCGGAAACCCACAUCUCCAAGGAUUUACCAAUCACUACUGAUCGGAACGGUACAAAUUUCAAGAAUGAAGAUAUACCAUCUCCCGCUGAUUCAAUUGAAAUAAUCGACAGAAAGCAGCUUUUGAGUGUUAAGCCGCCAAACAUUUUAGUAUACGCUGACAGUACAAUAGCAAAAGAAAAUGUCAAAGAAGUCCUAGCUACGAUCCUAAAUAAAGAAAAAUAUACAAUUUAUGAUCUUCCUCUUACUGGGCCGAUGACGUGGAAAGACUCGACAACAUUAGUUGUGGUUUGUGGGAGUGUAGAUGCAAAAGUAACUUCAAACUUAAUGAAAUUUUUGUUAGGCGGUGGGCAACUUCUAUGUCUUUGUAGCGAUUUGCUUUACAGUGUAUUGCACACGUUUACAACAGCCGAGGUCAGAGAACACGAAUUGGUCCGUUUUUCUUAUGGAAAAUGGAAGAAUGUAAAAAUGAUGCACCACAUAUUUUGCUAUCAAGCUUCGCCGGCGAAGAAACAAUUUUCAAAAGAUUCCGACACUUCCAAUCAUAGCAGUGGUAAUGGGUCCAGUCCCAUUGCCCCUAGGACUCCUUCCACCGUGGAAAUUCAACAUAGUGGCAUAGACUAUACCAUACAAGUGCAGGUAUUGGGAGCUGAAGAGACCUGGCAAACACCCAGUCUUUUAUUGGCCACUGUUAAAAGCUCGGACGGCAGAGCUGUAUUUUCACAGGUACAUUUGGAAAUAGACCCUUGUGAAUAUGUGGACGAUGAAAAUAAGUUCGAAGCUCUCAAAGAUAGCAACCCGGCUCGUCUUGACAUCUUCCGAGACCUCCUAGAGAAUCAUUUGGAUUUGGAUUGUGACAAUUCAACUGAGACACCCGCUUUUACACCAGCCUACUUUCUGGGCAGACAUGACUUAAAAAUAAACAUGCUAAACGAGACACAUUGCAUUAAAGACUAUGAAAUGAAAGCCGCAGAUAUGCACAUUGUAUUUUGCGGUAAAGAUGACCGCUACGACGCACCGAGCCGCACAUUUUUGCCCAUUCUUAUUUAUGCAUGUCCGCAAAAUUUCAACACUGUGAGCUACUUCGAGACAUUGGAUACGAAAUAUAUUGGAAGGCUGGUUAUUUACAGUGACGUUCUGACCAGUUCGCAUGUUUUAUUGCAACAUAAUCAGGUCACGCACGGCGUCGCAGUCAUUUGUCGCCAACAAUUAGGCGGACUUGGGAGGUCGAAAAAUAAAUGGCUAAGUCCUCGAGGAGGAGCCUUCUUCUCCUUGCAACUUCACAUUUCUACCAUCACCAAUCUGGGCAAAACUCCAGGAUUGAUGCAACACCUGAUUAUGGUUGCAGUAGUUAAGGCCGUGAAGAGACUCACAGGAAAUAAUCAAAAUAUUAAAUUAGGAAUAAAAUGGCCCAAUGACUUGUACGUGAAUGGAUGUGUUAAAGUAGGGGGGGCAAUGGUUACUUCAGUAACACUCGGUGAAAUGUCUUCAGUUAAUAUAGGAUGUGGCGUCAAUUUAGCGAACUCCAAUCCUACCACAUGCAUAAAUGAUUUAAUUAGAAAAGUGAACGAGGAAACAGGAACUAACAUUCCGGAAAUCUGCCAUGAGCGAUUUUUCGCGCAGGUCUUUAACGAAACAGAAAAGCUGAUCAACAGGUUUCAAAUUGGGGAUGCUGACUACUUUUUCGAUUACUACUACGAAUACUGGCUGCAUAUGGAUGCUCCAGUUACGUUGACAUCGAAAGACGGAAAAUGCCACCAAGGAAAAGUGGUUGGAAUAGAUGAUUAUGGUUUUCUCAAAGUGGAAACGUCAGCCGGUUUGCGAGAAUCAGUGCAGCCUGAUGGCAACUCUUUCGAUAUGAUGAAAGGCCUUAUUUACCCCAAAACCAUUUAAAUUCAUUGACAACUUUGACUUUAACUACGAAUUAUUUCGAGGCUUGACUUAAAGUGGUGUAGCAUUACAAAUAUUUCUAUGGAAAUUAAUUAUUUGCAAAAUUGUUGUUGCACUAGUGUAUAUACUUAUUUUUUGACAAAUUUAUACUUCCAUUUUUUGGAAAUUGUAGUUUGUUGGAUGAGUGAGCGGUAUUUUAAAAUGUUAUACAUUCCUUCGAGUAGACAAGUAGUAAACGUUUAAUAGUCACUUCCUGAUCGUUCUAUCACUUCCAUUUUGAAAAAUCAUUAAUAAAGAGCCUUGAAUAAAUACCUUUUAUUUCCAAUUUUCGGAAGCAGAUUCAUAACUUUUCUAUUGCUUCCAAAAUUCAAUUACUUUCAUCGCUAUGUAAAUUACUACGUAAAACUAAAAUCUUUAAUUUAAAUUUUUUAUUAAGGGUGUAUUUUAUCGGCCCAUUUUUAAUGAUGGAAAAUACGCAUUCAGUCUAACAUUUAUAAAUACAAUUUCUUCAAUUCAGUUUUAGUAAAACAGAGCUUAUCACUGUUGUUUGUUUAAAAACCAGAAAUAUGUACCUAAAUGUGUUGUGUAGUAUUUUGUAAGAAUAUGUUGUCAGUGUUGUUUAAGCUCGUUCAAAAAUGUACUUUGUGAACAUUGUUAUAUUAGACUUAAUUCAUUAAAAUUGUGUAUUUUUA
This is a messenger RNA of Dendroctonus ponderosae (mountain pine beetle), 4033 nucleotides long. RefSeq names its product biotin--protein ligase (gene Hcs). Gene Ontology annotation, molecular function: biotin--[biotin carboxyl-carrier protein] ligase activity. NCBI's taxonomy places the organism in Eukaryota, Metazoa, Arthropoda, Insecta, Coleoptera, Curculionidae. The transcript is spliced from 16 exons. Bases 177 to 3344 code for a protein of 1055 amino acids. Gene Ontology annotation, biological process: protein modification process. The record is from RefSeq and is a predicted model, not a curated record. Gene Ontology annotation, cellular component: cytoplasm.